Molecule: messenger RNA, 300 nt
Organism: Anolis sagrei ordinatus
Lineage: Eukaryota; Metazoa; Chordata; Lepidosauria; Squamata; Anolidae
Source: RefSeq, a predicted model, not a curated record
AAGCCAGAAAAGGAUGAAUGGGAGAACAGUUUGGUGGCCUUUGAGAGCGCCUUGCGGCUGGAGAGCAUCCUGAACCAAGCUCUCCUGGAUUUGCACCAUCUCGCUCUGCAGAAAGGGGAUCCGCACAUGUGCGACUUCCUAAAGUCCUUCUUGGAGGACCAGGUGGCAGCUGUCAAGGAGCUAGGGAGCUACAUUUCCAACCUGCGGCGCCUGGAAGUGCCCCACAACGGCCUGGGGGAGCACCUCUUCGAUCAGCACUCCUUCACAGAGAGUGCCUGAGCUCAAUGACUGCUGGCUAUU